Letharia columbiana is the source of this 3747-nucleotide messenger RNA. RefSeq lists its product as uncharacterized. NCBI's taxonomy places the organism in Eukaryota, Fungi, Ascomycota, Lecanoromycetes, Lecanorales, Parmeliaceae. The transcript has 7 exons. Gene Ontology annotation, molecular function: chromatin binding; methyltransferase activity. The record is from RefSeq and is a predicted model, not a curated record. The coding region runs from base 1 to 3747 and encodes 1248 amino acids. Gene Ontology annotation, cellular component: nucleus.
AUGACAACUCUACGCCUGUCAAGUGGUUCCGCCGCCAAGCCUCCCCGCAUUCUUCCCUCAACCGCCCCUCAAAUCUUCCAUCCUUCUGACUCUUCACGGCACUCAAGUCGAAAUCUACGAAAACGAAAGAGGUCUAAUUCAGAAGAUGACGAGCAUCCCGUGAGAGCUAAAGAUGUCAUUGGCGAUGUACCAGAUGAGGAUGACCCCAUUUGGUCCAAGGAGAAAAAGAGCGAGGUGCGGAUGACUGGUGUUCGACCACCCCACUUUGUAUUCCCCAGAACAGCAUACAGCGGCCAUGUCCCAUCGGUCCCAAGGUACUCUGAGAAGAGCGUCUUGCAAGACAUCUUAGUCAAAGAGGAGGAACAGGACGACAACGAUACAGACACAAAUGGCAAUGCUUUUGUCGAAGCAGACCUUCGAAAAUUUGUCAUCUACCGUCCCCACAAGCCUUACCGUCACAACAAGAGCAGCGCCACUGAAUUCCCUUUCGCAAAUGAAUUGGUGUCACUUCACGAGAUCAACGAACACGCAGUCAAACACUUCUACCUUGACGGCGUUAUCUGCUACGCUGGUAAGCAGAGAUACGUUCAAAAAGUUCCCUUCGAAACCUUGUCCAUAGGAGGAUACGAAGAACCGGAACACUCUACGGUGGGCCCCUACAUCUGGAUACAAUCAAUUGAAGGCACGAGGCCCAAUGUCUGGUAUCGUCUGACAUACCCUGCAGCGGAGUACAAACGGUAUCAUGAGCCAUUCUUAUGGAUGGCAGAUCUUGCCAAGCAUCUUGUUGAAUAUCUUCACACUCACCAAAGGGUUGCCUUAUUCGAUUUUCGUCAUCGUUUCUAUGAGUGGCUCCAAAAUCUCUACCCCACUGACAGAUGUGUUCGUCGUUGGCUCGAGCAAUAUGCGGAUCGGGAUUUUCGACGCGUUGUUACGGCCCAUGCCAAUUUCCUAUACUUCCAAGCUGCCCAGGUCGAUCAAAAGUAUGAGAAGCACGCAAUAUGGGAGGAGAUACACCCUAGGAUUUUACGUGCGAUACCAAAACAGGUGGAACACACCACAAUCAAGGAUAUGUUUGCCACUUUGACGGCAAGAGAGGAGUUCGUCUCAAGACGCAAGACUACCGUCACGCCGUAUGUAUUCAAAUGUUUCGAGAGUCUCCCCUGGGCAAAGUUUCUCUAUUGCCAAUCUUCAUCCACCUCUCUCAUUCAUCGCGAGAAACAAUCAAAUACCAAUCACACAAAGGUCAGUCCUGCAGUUCAGAAGCUAGAAGUGCGUAUUCCAUUGUGCCCGAGUUCAAGUGGUAUGAAGGCUAGAGGCCAGCCCAUACGCGUCAGUAUCGGAGACGUGGUGGCUAUUCCGAAGGACGACAAUAGCGCUUGGAGGACCGAUGACGCAGAGUACUUUGGCUAUGUGCAAUGCAUUUCAGACACCGACGAAGGCCAAGCUUUGGGCUUGCUUUGGUUUUACCGUCCUGGAGACACCACGUGUCUGAAGAUGUUUUAUCCGUACUCACAAGAACUGUUUCUGGGUGAUCACUGCAAUUGUGGGGAUCCUCUAGUACUUGCCAGCGAAGUCAUCCGUAAACCGCAAGUUACCUUCGGUGGGCCAGAGAGUCCAUCCACAGAAUUUUUUUGUCGUCAACGAUACGUCGAAGGUGACGGUGCCUGGAUCACACUGCAAGAUUCACACUUCCGAUGUGGAUGCCACAAAGUAAAUGAAACACCUGAAUACUGUGUUGGAGAUACUUUGCUUGUGGCGUCGAGCCUGAGACGGUUGGGCAAGAAUUUGGAACCGGUGGUACUUAUCGAGCACAAUCCAGACGGUCUUGACGGGAAAAUCAGAGUCGUACGACUGUUGCGCAGGAAGAGAGACUACGGGUGCAAUGAUGCUGAUCCAAACGAACUGGUUCUGACCGACCGGUCUGAGGUCAUUCCUGUUGCGUACGUCCACAGACAAUGCCAAGUUCGGUUUUACUCAGAAGCGGAAAAAGAAGAGCAAAGAAUACCCAGUCCCUACGAUCGUCAAGGUGCCUCGGAUUUCUAUUACAUUAUAUCUCAAGAUCUGCAGACUUCCGGAUCUGGCCUAGAAUCUUUACAAACCCCGUCGCCAUCUUUCCUGAGACAGGGCUGGGAUCCCACGUCGGCUCCACCUCAGCCGAGAAUGCGGGGCUUGGAUAUGUUCUGUGGUGGAGGAAACUUCGGUCGUGGGCUCGAAGAGGGUGGUGCUGUUCGUUUUGAUUGGGCGGUGGAUUGGUACAACCAAGCGAUCCACACUUACAAAGCCAACCUGCCGACUCAGAAUCAGACUAAGCUAUUCCGGGGAUCAGUGAAUCAUUAUCUGAGUCAAGCAUUGGAGGGAAAGGGGGGAAACUUGAUAGCUCAAUUUGGAGAGGUCGAAGUGAUAUGUGCUGGCAGUCCUUGUCAAGGAUACUCUCUGGCAAAUCCGAACAAAGGCAAUGAAAGUGGUUUGCUCAACGAGUCUAUGGUGGCUUCGGUGCUUGCCUUCAUAGACUUCUACCGUCCCAAAUAUGCUCUCAUGGAGAACGUGAAAGGCAUGGCUCUUGGCGAUGAGAAACACAGCGUGCUAGCACAGGUGGUCUGCUGCCUAGUGGGCAUGGGGUACCAAGUUCGAACUUCCUGCCUGGACGCUUGGAGUUUUGGUUCUCCCCAGAAACGAAGCAGGAUCAUCAUCACUAUUGCAGCUCCAGGCUUGACGCCUUUACUAGAGCCUGCACAAACACAUUCACACCCAGAUGGAGUCUGGGGUGGAAGCUUGGGAAAGACGGCAAAUGGCGUGCCCACCGCUUCGCGAACCAGAAAUCGAACACCAUUUGACUACGUCACGUCAGCAGAAGCCACGAAAGAUCUACCAGCAACUGACGCUCGCACAAGCUGCAUACCUUUCCCCGAUCACCGUAUGAGCAGGAGUCUGCCUAUCCUUAGCUGGGUGCGCGUUUCAUGUGUUCCUCGCUUCCCCAGUGGCUGCUCUUUCGUCAAGGCUUUCAGGCAAGGCUAUAUGCCUCAGGCGCAGAUCGAUUCAUUCAAAUGGGACGAGAAGAUUCGAUCGAGACAUGAUUCAAAGUCUUGGCAACGAGUGAGACGAAAUGCGUUGAUGCCCACGGUAAUGACAGAGCCCAGGCCUGAUGACGGUGCAGGUGGUGAUUGUCUGCAUUGGGAUGACCACCGUUUGCUGACGAUAAUGGAAGCACGCCGAGCGCAGGGUUUUCCCGACUAUGAGGUCCUUAUAGGUUCACCCUCUGAGCAGUGGAAGAUCGUAGGGAAUAGCGUAGCUCGUCCCGUGGCGUUGGGUUUAGGCGCCUCUCUGCGGACAGCAUGGCUGGCCAACACGGCAAGACAGGAGCACCCAGCCGUCCGAGCCAACGUCGCCUCCAAAGACUCCGCCAGUGGCGUGGACAACGAUCAGAAGAGUAUAGUGGCAGCCUCUGGAGAAGCCGCUCGCAAUGGAUGGUCUGCUCAAAAUAUGCUGAACAAAAUUACCGCCGCUCUUACCUCUCCUAGAGAGCUUGUAUCUGCCAUAUCUGAUACGAUAGUGGAGCCAUUGACAAACCGGGAUCACCAUUCUGUAACGACUCUGGAAUAUCAGCCAUCGAAGUACAUCCGCUCAGUCAAGGCCUGCCAGACCGGAUUUGAACAAUCCAGGGGUGGCACCAACGGCGCCAUUGGAACUUCGAGACUGAAACCCUAUUGUUUCGAGGAUGACGACAGCGGCACAACGUAUCUAUACUGA